AUGCCUCUGCAGAAGUCCUUCUCCGAGCAGAAUGACUCCAGACCUCGACAGCGUUGGCACAAAUUCAACAGCCAUUCUGCCGCGAGCCGUUCUUCCACCACGGUGAAAGUCAACACGAAACUGCUCGAACCCGUCUCCGAAGUCACGAAGAACAAGCUCAAUGCCUUCAACUUUCGCCCGACGACUGACAGGCCCGAAGACAAAGUAUCGAACCCGGAAGCCAACGAUGAGAACGACGCCCGCGCCCAUACUGGGCCCAAGCCAUCCAUCGAGCUGGGGACAGAGGUAACGAGUCCUCUGCCGGCAUCCAAGUACAGCACGUCAACGCCUGUGAGCCGCUUAGCAUGGCAGGAUCUCAUAGGCGUGUCCGAGGUCAAGGAAGAAGAGGAGGAUACAAGCCCCAACGAAAGGAUCGGAUGGGACACCAGAAAGCAGCCCAUGUACACCUUGUCACCUAUGAUGCCACGCAAAAGAGGCAAGAAGAGAGCCCGGAGUUCCUCUCCCAUCUCGUCACCAGCGACCCAUCCGAAACCUAACACCCCAGCCGUCAACGUCAAGAAGUUAUCUCGAGCCCUCAAAUCACCACAUGCGGAUCCUGCUAUCGAACUAUGGGACCGCUUCUCCUUGAGUGGCUCUACGUCAGUCACACCUCUUGGGGCCCAAAACCCAGCCCUUGCCCAGAUCAUGGUUCCGUCCUCCCCACAGCCGUCUAGAGUGCUGGGGGCCGUGCCGGCUGAGAGUGGACUGAGAAGGGCCAUCAGUUGCGGAGCACAUUGGCCAAAACGCCGAAGAGUGGAACGAGCAGAAACGGCUCCCUCGUUGGAAGUCAUGGUUGAGGAGAGUCCAAGUGGCCAUUCCAAGUCAUCUAUGGUCAACGCCUUGCUGAAGAGUGUGACGGGGGAGAUCAACAGGUCCAGUGCUGUUCAAGUACAUGAUGACGCCCUCAGAUCCCCUUCGCCACGCAAGAGGCGGCAGAAACCGGCGGUGGAAUUGACAGGAUCGCCAAACCGACGGCAAACUCCCACCAAGUCUAGCCCUCCUCUUUCCACCGAGGCGGUUACGGACACGAUCUUAAGACCGGCCCCUGCGAUAGAGAACUACUGCUCGUCUGAUUAUGGGGACGAUGACUUCGACGAUGACACCCUGAUGGAGUUGGAUGCGACCGUCGACCCUGUGCAGCGACCAGACGAGAACCCAAUAUUACCACCACAACCGAAAUUGGACACAGGACAAGCGGCUCACCAACCCCCAAUGAACCAAGAGCUGGAUUCAUAUGACGAUGAGUUUGCUGACCUGGAUGACGACAUAUUUGCUGCCGCCGAGGUUUUCGUCUCACAAGUCGAUUCGACGCAUGCCUCCCGUCAGAGGUCGGAUAUCUUGCCGGUUACUACUGUUGGCGAUUCGGUACAAGGUGUUAUAUCUGAGGACACGGCGGAAGACCUCUACGGGGAUGACUUUGGUGGUGAUUUUGAUUUCGAAGCCGCUGAAAUGGCUGCUACACAAUUCGCCAAACAGACAGACGCAUCGUUACCUCUUCCAGCCCAGCCAGCCCAUAAGCCUAAGGCGAUCCAACGAUAUCUCGUGACUAAGGUCCUUGAAAGCCAGUAUACUGAUCCUCGCGGGAGAGAGUCGCCGGAGAAGAUACUCUUUGUUGAAGUCGAUCGGAGCAAGGUAAUGAAGACCGUCCACCUCCGGGGAGACUGGGUGGAUACUCCCGCCAGCCCAAAGGCAUAUAUCCACAUACUGGGCGCCUUCGAACCAUCUGGACAAUGCGUUAUAGAUAAUUCUCAGAAUAUCAUAGUGCUGCACCCGGAUCAGCUGAUAUCAGCUACCGUCAUAGCGGACAGCUUCACUUGCAUGCGCAGAGCUGUGCUUCAAGACCGCGUCAAAGCGACCAGCGACAAGACCCCGCCCCUUGUCUAUGGGACACUCCUACACGAAAUCUUCCAAGAAGCCCUCAUGUCAAACCAAUGGAGCCUCGAGUUUCUAGACGGCAUAAUUUGUAGGAUCACUGAAAAACAUGUCGAAGACUUGUAUACCAUCAAAGUCUCCAUCAACGGUGCUCGCGAGCACCUGCGAUCAAAGAUGCCCGAGCUGAAGUGCUGGGCGGCAGCUUUCGUCUCUCCUUUCCCCAGGCCGGAUGCCGUCGUCCAAAGUAUGAACGGACGAAAUGGACAGAAUGCAAACAUGUGUGUCACGAAGCUGCUCGACGUUGAAGAGCACGUGUGGUCUCCCCUAUACGGAAUGAAAGGCAAUAUCGACGCCACCGUUCAAGUCACCAUGAAGGAUGGGAAGCAAAGACGCACCCUCACAGUGCCUUUCGAAGUGAAGACGGGCAAGAACGAGACCACCAACCACCAUGCCCAGACAUCACUGUACAAUCUUUUGUUGUCAGAUCGAUAUGAUGUUGAGAUCGCCUACGGCAUCUUGUACUACAUGGAGACUUCCAAGACGGUCCGAAUACCGACGGUCCGCAACGAGCUUCGGCAUAUGAUCAUGCAGCGCAAUCAAUUGGCCUGCUAUGUUCGGGACCGAAGUGUUCAGCUUCCUCCGAUGAAGCGAAGUACAAAUACUUGCGGGAACUGCUACGCCAAGGUGUCUUGUUUCAUAUAUCACAAGCUUGCAGAUAAUGGAGACCAGGAGACCAGUGGCGUCAAGGGGAAAUUUGACGAAGUCGUCCAGCACUUGACGCCAACUCACCAGGAGUUCUUUUUGAAAUGGGAAGAUCUAUUGACCAAAGAAGAGAGGGAGAGUCAGAAGAUGCGUCGAGAACUGUGGACUAUGGUCAGCACAGAAAGGGAGAAGGUCGGCCGAUGCUUUGCGAAUGUCAUCACCGAGGAAGGUUCUGCCUUUGAAGACAGCGAAACCCCGAAGAUCAAUCGGUAUAGUUACAACUUCAUAAAGGAAAACCCAGGCUCAAGCUUUUCCUUCCUCGACUCUCAGCUUGUGGUUGGAGAACCCAUUGUCAUAUCUGACGAGAAGGGUCACUUUGCCCUGGCCCUCGGCUAUGUCACCUCUGUACGAAAACAGAGAAUCGGCGUGGCAGUUGACCGCCGCCUUCACAACGCUCGUAUACGACGUCCUGGCUUUGACGAAAUCGACAAUCAGGUUUUCGCCAGCAUCAUGGAAGUUGUCCCUGAGGGGGCAACCCCUGCCCAGUCUCAGGGCAAGAUCAAGGAAGCGCCUGUGCGAUAUCGACUUGACAAGGAUGAGUUCAGCAAUGGGAUGGCCACUGUCCGAAACAACCUUGUUCAAGUGAUGGCGGAUGGUGUGUUUGGGUCGAGGGAAAUCCGACGCCUUGUGGUGGACCUUGCACCUCCCAGGUUCAAGGCGACGACAACACAGUAUUCAGUUGCUGAUCAAGCAAGCCUAAAUGUCGACCAGAAAAGAGCCAUCGCGAAAGUCAUGAGUGCCAACGAUUAUGCGCUCGUUCUGGGCAUGCCUGGAACCGGCAAGACCACCACGAUUGCCCAUAUCAUCCGCGCACUCGUCGGCCAGGGGAAAAGUGUUCUCUUGACGUCGUACACGCACUCUGCUGUCGACAACAUCUUGCUGAAGCUGAAGAAUGAGAAGUACCCAAUCCUGCGGCUUGGUGCGCCUGCCAAAGUGCACCCCGUAGUGCAAGAUUUCGCAAUUCUGGGUGGGCAGCCGAUGAACACGUUUGAAGAGAUUCGAAGUGCCUGGCAUGACACCCCUGUCGUGGCAACGACAUGCCUGGGUGUCAACCACCCCGUCUUCAGCGAACGCACCUUUGACUAUUGUAUAGUUGACGAGGCGUCGCAGAUCACAUUACCUAUCUGCAUUGGUCCUAUCCGCAUGGCACACACGUUUGUCCUGGUUGGAGAUCACAACCAGCUGCCCCCUCUCGUCCAGAACGAACCUGCUCGAGCCGGCGGCCUGGAUAUCAGUCUCUUUAAACUGCUUUCAGACACGCACCCGGACUCUGUCGUCAACCUUGAGCACCAAUAUCGUAUGUGUGAAGAUGUCAUGACGCUCAGUAAUACCCUCAUAUACGAGGGUCGCCUGAAGUGCGGCACCGAAGCCCUACGCCACCAGAAGCUUGAGAUUCCGCAUAUGGACCACUUGCGGCAGAGACAUUACGACGCCAAUACUAUCAUGCGCCCUGACACUCCGCGGUCGUUUUGUACUAGCUGGAGUAACGCGGGUUGUUGGCUACGCAAUCUUCUGGAUCCAGAGGCUCGCGUCCGCUUCGUCAACACCGACAAUCUGCCCUCGCCACGCGAGGAGGCCAAGGGGAACCGCACAGUCAAUCCGACCGAGUCGCGCAUCGUGGUGCAGCUGGUCGAUGCCCUCCUCACGGCCGGGGUAGCCGCUAGUGACAUCGGUGUCAUGACCCAUUAUCGUUCGCAGCUCUCACUGCUGAAACACGGGCUGCGUGGCUACGGGAGCAGCAUCGAACUACAUACCGCCGACCGCUUCCAAGGACGAGACAAGGAGGUCGUGAUACUGAGCCUUGUGAGAAGCAACGAGGCCUGCAGCAUCGGCGAUCUGCUUAAAGAUUGGCGACGCAUCAAUGUCGCAUUUACUCGCGCGAAGACCAAGCUCCUGGUCGUCGGCAGUCGCGACACUCUGAAGGGCAGCGGGGAGCAAGAGAUGCUCAGCAGAUUCGUAAGGCUGAUGGAAGAGCGCGACUGGGUGUACGACCUCCCGUCGGACGCGCUGGAAAGCCACUUCUUUGAAGACGGUGCGACGCAGAUCACGGCCACGGGCGCGCCCGGAAGCCAGCCGUCGCCCACCAAAAGGAGUCCGAAGAAGAUUUGCAAGGGCUCUGCUGCGAGGAGCAGUCAGGUUCUGGGAGGCAAGGAGAACCAGCGGCCUGGGCCGAAGAGGGGCAACAUCACGGGCAAGGCGCUCCUGAGGAAGAAUCCCAUCUCACGAGACAUUCUCAAUGAGCUGACGGGGGGUAUAUACUAG
Molecule: messenger RNA, 4935 nt
Organism: Anthostomella pinea
Lineage: Eukaryota; Fungi; Ascomycota; Sordariomycetes; Xylariales; Xylariaceae
Source: the annotation of a GenBank genome assembly